AUGCAGAGCAACCAUCGUGCUGAUUGGGCUCAACUUGUUCAUCGCCCCUCCCGAUGGAUGUGUCCUUUGCGACACGGGCCAUCUUUAUACUUCAGCAGCGAAAAGCUCUUAUUCGAUCAUCUCAGAGAAGAUCACCCGAAGAGUUUCUCGGAGUCUCAUUUGAUGCACAUCGCUUCCAGAAGCAAGAAGCCCAAGCCGCUAGAAGCCAACAUCUGUCCGAUUUGUGGCGAAAAGGUCGCUUCCACACCAAGCAUUGGAAUAGUUGCAAGAGAAAAUGCUAAAGGGAAGUCGGUGGCUGAGAGAGGAUCAGGUGUCGGAGCUUCUUUCUCGGGCGAGGCAGGCUCGAUGCCAGACUCUAGCCAAAGCCCCGUGGUCCGGCUGUGGGACCACAUCGCCGACCAUCUGAAUCAAGUAGCCUCAUGGUCGCUUCGCUGGUGGGAUGAUGAUUCCAGAGUCUCUCUUGAUGCCGGAGAAGGGGGUCAGAGCAGCUCUAUGAACCCUUGUUGGGCCAUCUCCGACAAAGCCUCUUCCGUAGAAGGCUCCGGAUAUCUCGACGACCGCAUCGCUGCUUCGGUCGAUAGAAGCGAAUUCCCCGAACCGAACCAACACUUCCUUCCUGUAAACAUGCUCGACAAUCUACGCAUCAUUGAUGGCAUGUUGGAGAAGAUACCGGACUUGUUUGAAUCGGGGACGGACCUCGCCUCUUAUAUUAUCCAAACCGCGAGAAAGGUCUUCCUCAUCGCAUCCUGCCACUGCUACACCGACGCAUAUGAGCUCAAGGUUUCCAUGCUUCGGUUCCAAGAGCAUGGGUUUGACGAUAGCCAUCUUCCUAUACCAUUCCCCAAAAUUGGCGAUGAGGCCACAGUGCCAGCAUUUAGCCCUUUCCAGUCGAGGGCCGAAACGCUGACCUUUUACAAUUCUCAGUGGUAUCUUCUGGCUCCAGUCUUUGAAGACGGCCGUUUCAAAUACCAUUUCGAAAAUGACCAUGUCAUGCCUUUUACCUUGGUCCGUGAGGUCCCACGGCAAAGGGCCUCCGGCCGCCGUGUCUACCGAGUACACAUCCACCCGGCACACCGACCAAGCUCUUGGAUAACUGCCGAAAACUCGGACGUCAGCCUGGCCCUAGAAGAGUUUCACUCCGAACUUCUUACCAGCGGAUCUUGGGAGGAACAGUCCGAUGCAGCAUUGAAAAUUCGCGGAGAUAACCAUCCACACGUUGUCCAGACAUUCGCUUGCAUAUCUAUCGGCCAACGGAAACUCAUUCUGCGUGAGUGGGCGGAUGGCGGUAGCCUCGAUGAGUACUGGCAGCGUAGCAGCCCCGAGCAAAGUCCCCAGUUCGUAAGAAAGAUUAUCGAACAGCUACACGGACUGGUUACAGCCAUGAAGUCACUCCCUUCGGAGAUAUGGCAGCAUAGCCGUGAUUUGAAUCUGAGCCCCCAAACAAUACUGAGGUUUGAAGAUGGGUCCGGCUUAGGGAAGCUCAAGCUGGCAAGCUUUGGACAGUUGAGCGUCGGACGGCAAGAUUCCGUCACAAUGGUCCAAUACGAGAUGUGCCGGGAACCGUGUGAACUUCUGUGGGGAGAUGCGAUAUCGAGCAGUACAUGGUCUAUCAUGUGCGCUUUGGAAUUCAUGGUUUGGUUUCUUUAUGGCUGGGAAGAGUUGCGGGGUUUUCGUACAUUUCUCAAUGGGGAUGCCGAUCUGAAAGACGGGUAUAUUCCGGCUUUUCACCACAUUAACCCCUUCGAUGAGCGUCCGAAUGUUGAAAUUCAUAGCUUGGUGACGGCAUGGAUGAAUCAUAUGGCGAGGGAUUCGGAAUGCGUUGGGAAUACGGCUCUUGGAAAUUUACUUUGGUUUUUAAGAGACAAGGUGAACGACCUGUCUUACACGAUAACUUCGCCAAACAUAAGCUCGCUAGCACAGGGCGGGCCUUCGGUCCCGCAAAGGAAGACGAGGUUGGGAAAGCUCUUGUCCCGCGCCAAGACUGUCUUUAAGAGGGGCGAUGGCUCCUCCAAGCGCAUGUCGACUCAGUCUACUGCUAGCCAUCGGACUCCCGCACAGACUGUUCCUCCCAGCCAAUCAACUGAUCCUGCUACUACGCAGCCCUCUGCCGCUGCUGCCGCCGUUGCCACCAAGGAAACCCCCAAGGAACCCUCCAAGAAUGAGGCUACUCAGAGCGAUUACGAGGACUCACUCUUCGCUCUAGAGUCAACACUUUCCCUGCAGUCUAUUCAGUAUCACCUGGAAGGAAUUCUGGGUUCUGGAGAGCGUAACAGCAACUAUUAUUUUACGGAGCAGGACCGCAGAGAAGUCCUCGGUUGUAGGACAUCUUUGCAGCGGAAUUACGACCGGAGACGUCCUGACAAGCAGCUUUCUGGCCACGCUCAAUAUCUCGCACCCUCAUGGAGGGAAGUGGACGUGGCAUCUGUGGACGCGUUCAUGGAAAUGUUCGAAGACGGCUGGGCAGACUUAACUGGCCCUUCGAAGGAUAUCGACGACCACGGAACUCAAUCCACUAGACUUCUGCUCCGAAUGGCUCCAGCCGCCGAGUUUUACAUUGCCAAAAUCAUGGAUGGCGAGACUAUACUUCAGGAAGAUCUAUGGCGCGUUGCCGAGGUAAUCGAUCUUUGA
Messenger RNA from Colletotrichum higginsianum IMI 349063, 2628 nucleotides. RefSeq names its product Protein kinase. The record is from RefSeq and is a predicted model, not a curated record. NCBI's taxonomy places the organism in Eukaryota, Fungi, Ascomycota, Sordariomycetes, Glomerellales, Glomerellaceae. The transcript is spliced from 5 exons. Bases 1 to 2628 code for a protein of 875 amino acids.